This is a messenger RNA of Oppiella nova, 1085 nucleotides long. Lineage: Eukaryota; Metazoa; Arthropoda; Arachnida; Sarcoptiformes; Oppiidae. The record is from the annotation of a GenBank genome assembly.
CAGUGGUCGAGGUUUGGGAUCAGAGGAACGAUUUGGUGCGAAAGACCAUCAAAUGUCAGGAGCCGGUGCUCAACGCCCAGAGAGCUAUGCUCUCAAUACUGGCCCAAAGGGCGCACAAUACGGACCUCUCGCUGGACAUCAAGAAAGCGUUGUUCAAGUCGUGGCUCAUGUCGACGAAGACUUCGCGCAAAUCGGGAAACAUUCAGAGGAGUUAUACGUUUUUGUUGGAAAUGAACAAAAUUAGGGGAUCUUUGAGUCUAACCUUCGGCGACAGCACUCACGAGUCGACCGUCAGUUCAUUGACUGAUUUGGAGAACUCGCAGGCGAUCCUCGAAACGGCCAAAAUCGAGUGGAAUAAGAGUAAAAUAGGUGCCAUACAGUACCUGAAAAACCAAAUCGAACAGAACUAUCAGUCGUCUGUUAACUACUGUUUCCAGAGAGCGGUGACUAAUCUCAACGAAAGCUUCUCGGCUGAAGAGCUCCUGGAGAUCAAGAACUCGAUGUCGUACGGGAGCUCAUCGAUACCCAGCUAUCUGUCGUCGUCGUCCACAACGACAGGCAGUGAUGUGUCGAUUCGGGACCAGACGGCCGACGAGGCGUUCGCCCGACUGCAGCUCCUGUACGCGAAAUACUGCGACCAAAACGGACUGUUAAACCAAAACAAUUUGGCGAUUCUCUACAAAAUCGUGACAAUCGCUGCCCCGAACUCCGAGGAAAGUCACUACAACCUCGGGAUGUAUUGCCACCGGAUUUACAAGAGUUUCGAGGACUCGAAACGGAACCACAGAUUGUUUUCGUUGGGAAAGACUGAGGAGAUUCUCGAGAUGAAGGGCCGGACAGUGCGCUCACUCAUAGAGUCGUUGAAAUAUGGCGUAAAACACGCGCACAAUUCACUGCCCCUACUGUUGAACAUAUGGCUGGAUUUGGGGACAGAGCUGGCGCACAGCAUCAAUCGCGGCAGAAGUAGCGUCUCAUCGUCUCAGCUCAACGAAGAGAUCCGCAAAACGAUUGAGAAAAUCAAUAACAAUCUCAACGACCUGUUGGCUAACGUUCCCCUCUACAUAUUCUUUAUAGUGUUCGCGCAG